Pelagomonas calceolata is the source of this 1404-nucleotide messenger RNA. The record is from the annotation of a GenBank genome assembly. NCBI's taxonomy places the organism in Eukaryota, Pelagophyceae, Pelagomonadales, Pelagomonadaceae.
AUUCGCGGCGCCGAUGUCGUGCCUUGAAAAAUUGUGCAGAGCACAGCACAUCAGCAAGCAUGGGCAAAGGUGGUUACGGUACGCCGCGCGGCAACGCCAGCGACGUCUCGUGGCCCGCGGGGCAGCCGCGAAGUAUCGAAAAGAAAACAGAACCGACAGAACUGCUGACAGAACCACAGACAGGGACAUCCAGUGGGUGCGAAGACCAUGUAUUGUGCCAAAAGUGCGCCGAAAUGCGGCCAGCAACAGCGCAGCCAACGUGGCCAGCAACAGCGCAGCCGACGUGGUGGCAACGACUGACAAAUCUAACCCUGCGGACGGUGUGGCGGAUAAAAGGCCGCCGCGUCUCGCGGGAGCGGAGCCAACGAAGCCGGAAAGCAUGGGCCAUCGGCGGCGAGUGGCGCAGCGACGAGCCCGUGGAAGACUUCGAGAAGAACACGGAUCCGACGAAGACGCACAUCGUACGAACGAAUCAGGGUAAAUGGGAGACGUCGGCGCACUGCUUCCAGUGCGCGCUGAACACGGUCCACGAAUGUCAUGAUUUUGGCGAAGAUAUCCAUACCUUUCCGGGCAUCGAACGGAAGUGGCUCAGUGCCUCCGUGAGCGAGAAGGUCCACUACCCGCGCGUGCGGUAUUUGGUCUCGUAUCCACCGCGGACGCCGCAACUGCCGUACCACGACCACCCGGGCGGCGAGGAGUACUUGGUAUUCUCCGGGAGUUUUUGUGAUACGAACUUUCCCGAUGUCAAGUCGCCGGCGUUCGUGCGCUACCCGAUCGGCACGCACCAUGCCGCCAUGACGGAGCCCUCUUCGGAAAGGACGGACAUCCUCUGCUGGUGGGGCCUCAUGCAAGCCACCUCCUCGACCGAGAGCGGGCGGAGUAUUCAAUUAGACCCUCAAACGCUGACGCCGUCGGGCAUCGCGCCGGAGGCCGUCUCCAACAGAUUGGUCUGGUCUCUGUCAAAAGAUGGCAUCGAGACGCGCAUCGAGCGCUGGGAAUCUGAUUCUGAAAUCAAGUGGCUGCGGCCGCACAAGGAAAUCUUCGUGCUGAAGGGCCGCGUCGUAAUUGAUGGGGACGAGCUCGGCGAGGGCGACUGGUGCUCAUUGCCCGUCGCUACGGAAGCGUCUUCAUUCAGCGUGCUCGCGCCGGCGACGGUCCUCGUCAAGGAGCUCUGGCCCAUGGACGGCUGGCGCACGCCGCGGUUCCGCGACGUCGGCCACUGGGCGUCCUGGAAGGGGGGCCGCGUCGGGGGCCAGGGGCUCGUGGAGCAUCGGCCCGCGGUCCGGAGGGCGCUCACGACGUGCAACUGAUCUCCCCUCGACGCCGCCGGCGCGACUUGCACGCGUCGAUGGCGUAUAGGACCGACCCCAAUGUACUACCCCUGUCUAAGAACCAAGCCUGUGC